Drosophila obscura is the source of this 650-nucleotide messenger RNA. Its product is annotated as UPF0184 protein CG14818. The record is from RefSeq and is a predicted model, not a curated record. Lineage: Eukaryota; Metazoa; Arthropoda; Insecta; Diptera; Drosophilidae. The transcript is spliced from 3 exons. Bases 108 to 404 code for a protein of 98 amino acids.
CAGUGUUGAAAAUCGAGAGAGAACUUCAAGCCUAUGUCCCGUGACAUAAAAUCUCCCUCGGAGAAAUAUAAAUUGUAUUUAGCAAAGGCAAAGGGCAGCUAAGGGAUAUGUCGCCCAAGAACAACCACGAUCCCACAAUGUCCAGCGACUCGGGCAAUGCAAAUGUACAGGAGGCAGACCUACAAGAAAUGGAAGAUGUCAACCAGAGAUUGGACGCCCUCAGCUGCGCCCUGGACGCCGUUGAGCAGCGCACCGAUGACAUCAUGUCGCAGCUACGGGAGCUGCUGAACUCCAAUAGGGAGAUCCGCCGACAGCUCGCGGAGCAGAAGGACAAAUCUGGUGAUCAGGAGAAUGCCGAUGAUGACAUGAAUGGACAGCCGAAUAAUGAUAAUGUAUCAAAGUAAAGCUGAUUCCCAGCUUAUUGUUUGUCUAUAUCUUCCUUUGUUUUGUUCAUCUGUUUGUUUACAGAUAUUUGCAUAUGUACGAGCCAUUUUUACAUUUAUACGAAUAAUGAUGGGAGGAGUGUUGACGUGGUGGACUAUCGGCGGAUCGAAUCAAUCUUCAGGUCGGCGUAAAAUGACCUUCGUCUUUUAAAAACUCAAACUUGAAAUUGAACUCGCCGUUGAAUAAGAAGUUAUAUGGAUACUUUG